Messenger RNA from Arabidopsis thaliana (thale cress), 901 nucleotides. RefSeq lists its product as uncharacterized. The coding region runs from base 333 to 866 and encodes 177 amino acids. NCBI's taxonomy places the organism in Eukaryota, Viridiplantae, Streptophyta, Magnoliopsida, Brassicales, Brassicaceae. The record is from RefSeq and is marked reviewed. The transcript is spliced from 7 exons.
GAAUUUACAGGAAUUGAUCUUCUCCUUGUGGAUGAAAAGGGAACUAGGAUCCAAGCUUCUGUAAAAGGAAAAUUACUCUCAGAAUUCCAGAAGGACUUAAAAGAAGGAAAAUGUUGUGUUCUUAUGAACUUUGAAUUAUGCCCAAAUCUUGGAAAGUUUCAGAGUUGUGACCAUCCUUACAAGAUCAAUUUUAUAUUCUACACAUGUUAAACCAAGCGAAGAGAUUCCUAAUCUAGAAGCGUGUUUCAACUUAUGUCCUUUUCAUGAGAUAUUAGCAAGAAGAAAUGAUGAUACUAUAUUCAUUGACAUUAUUGGUGAGAUUGUUGGGAUGAAUGAAGUUAAGAGUCUCACUACUGCUGAAGGUCCAACAAAGUUGCUUAAUCUUCAGCUUAAAGAUCUUGGGGAUUCACUUAUUGAUGUUGCCUUAUGGGGUAAACUUGCAGAAGAUGUCUACUCUAAUAUUAAAUCUCAACCAUCAGGUCCCGUUUUUUCUUCUUGGAAGUUUGAUGAAGACUUUGCUAUAUCAAGGUAAAGGCACAGUUCAAAGCUCAAAAUUUACAACAAAAGCUUAUAUCCAUUCUCCACUACCAGAGAUUCUUCGGUUUCAAGAAGCGUUGUGCAACGAAGAACCAAGAUUAGCUAUUACUGAAAUAAAAUCUUCAAAGUCGGCUCAUAUUUCCAAACAGUCAUUUCACUUAUCUGAAAGAAAAACAAUCAUUGAACUCAUGGAAACUAACCAAGUGAUGACUUGCAAUAUACUUGCAUCAAUUUCUCUGGAGCCAAAAGCUUCUUGGUUUUACAUCGGUUGCACGCUUUGCUUUACAAAAGCAAAACAAUAUUUUAACCCUAAAACUGAAGAAAUAUAAUUAGAUAAGUAUUCUUGUGAGAAAUGCGAUAAACA